AUGGAACUAUUCCCUACAACUUCUCGACAAAAACGUUUUCUUUUAGUGAUCGUCGACUACUUCACACGGUGGGUAGAAUUAUUUGCGUUAAGACAAGCUACGGCUACCCAUAUCGCUAACAUACUCUUCAACGAGAUAAUCUGUCGGUACGGUGUCCCACUCUAUAUUUUAUCUGACAAUGGUCCCCAAUUUAUUUCCCAUCUAUUUAAUGAGAUAUGCGCGAAUAUGGAUAUUAACCGUAAAUUCACGGCCAAUUAUCAGCCACAAACCAAUAUGUCCGAACAUGUCAACCGGACACUUAAAGCACAAAUCGAUAUCUAUGCUCAACGUCGCCCCGGUCUAUGGGACAAAGAACUGCAGAAACUGGCCUUCACAAUUCGCACGCCUGCCAAGGACACUACGAGUGAUACAUCCCCAUAUCUCAAUCUAGGCUGCGAUCCCGUAAUACCAUUGGACCUCAUCAUCAACCAACCAGUUCCUGAUUUUCCUUCUAAUACGCCUGAAUACAAGUUCAUUCAACAAUACCGAACUCAAUUAGCACAUGAUCGGCAAGUAACAUAUUAUUUCGUUCGUGAGCACUGA
Rotaria socialis is the source of this 582-nucleotide messenger RNA. NCBI's taxonomy places the organism in Eukaryota, Metazoa, Rotifera, Eurotatoria, Philodinida, Philodinidae. The record is from the annotation of a GenBank genome assembly.